UAAUAUAGUAUCAUCCCCUCGUUCACCUGGCAGGUCGAGUUUGAUACAAUGCAUAGUUUGGAAAUAGUGGCCGACAUGGCAUUCAAUAACAUGGUCGAGGAUGCCACUUACUGACAUGACACAUAUGACACAUGAUAGAAUAAUACUCGAAGUAUAGGUGCAUUCUUGUGUACACUGCUUGACAGCCCCAUUGAGGUUCGUUUUGAUGUUUGUGUGUUAGCUACAGCAUUCCAGUACCCUCUUGCUCCAUAUCGUGGCAUUGGCAGUGUACGGGUACUGAGUGUCGCUUACGCAAGCGCUCGUGUUUGUUGCUUCGUUGGCUGAUCGAAUUGCCAUAGUUAUAUGGUGGAUGCGACACCGUCCGGUUUUUUGUUUUUUUGUUUUUGCUAGAGUGGACAAUGAUUUACACACCCAGCAAUUUCAUAAUCUCAGCCAGCACCUUCACCGGCAUGGAGAACCGAGCUACUUGGCUUGAUGAGGGCGUUUCUGUCGAUUGUCUGGUCAAGUUUCUUGAUCUGAGUCGGGAUGGCCCUUUCCGACAAAUCCCCUUUUUAGCAUACUUGAUAUCGGCGACGCGCUGCGCUCGUAUCAAGCAAGCAAGCAUAUCUGCGUCUGGAUGGCAUCAGACUAGAAUAUCAAUGCUGCUCUUCGGCGCUUCUCCUAGAACCCUCUCGAAUUCCGAGCUAUGCUUGGACGUUGUAAUGCCCUGCUUGGUGGAGAGUUUGCCAUGCUCUUCCUGGUACGAGCUUCCACAAGGGAAAAAGAAGGCAGUGGUGAAGUUGUUCGUUCGUACGGGUUCAGAGGCGAGAUUGCUGUCUGCAUGUCUCGCGUCCGAAGGUGGCUAUGAGCAAACCCAUAGAUUCGUCGUGGGCGAUAAAGCAGGUCAUGCAUUCGCUAGUAAUACAGCCACCUUCCCGUGGAGAAAGAGCAAAAUAAAAUCGUACCGGCGACUGGUUAAGUACAGCAUGAAGACAUGGUUGGGUAUGAAAAAAACGAUUGAAAUUCCGGCGACCUCCAAAACAGAUUUCAUUGCUGCGAUAGCGACGACGCACCCGUUGUGGAUUCCUUGCAAUGUACAGCUUCCAUUUGUUAGCCUACAUUUAUCUGUUUACACAAAACUUUCGCCUUGUUUCCUCAGACUGCAUUCCUGGACCGAGGGUGCGUGUUGGACCUCAAUGUUUCGUUCGUCCCUACCCCGGCGAGGGUGUCUAUAACGAUGGCGUUCCACGCCGUGCAAGCUGCCCUGAAAACCUCGACACCAUGGCAGAUCAUCGAGAUGGGCUACCUCGGGAGAGGGUAGCUAUUCUGAGGGGGUCUUGAACCUACUGGGCAUCGACCUUAUCGACAGGGGAGUUCGAAAAGCCGGACAACUGGAAAUAUAUGGACCACGAUAUGCCUAUACUACGUACUAGACUAGUUGCAAGGAAGAAGGAUGUAGAAGCAACACGGGUUCCUAGGCACAUACU
Messenger RNA from Truncatella angustata, 1466 nucleotides. RefSeq lists its product as uncharacterized. Lineage: Eukaryota; Fungi; Ascomycota; Sordariomycetes; Amphisphaeriales; Sporocadaceae. The coding region runs from base 399 to 1214 and encodes 271 amino acids. The transcript has a single exon. The record is from RefSeq and is a predicted model, not a curated record.